CCUCGUGCCAGGGCUGCCUCCGUGCAGGGGUCCUAUGGCUUCGGUUUAUGGGCAGAAAAUAAAGACGUACGCGGAAUGCUUCCAGCUGCUGGACGAGUGCUCGCAGGUAUGCCGCGCUUACAGGGAAGCUGGUCUGCAGCUCGCCCCGCGGGAGGGGCGUCGAACGGUAGCCCUCCAGCGGCCGCGGCGGCGGCGGAGGCCUCCAGGGCGCCCUCCCAGAGGCCCACGGCGGUGAAGACGGGCGGGGCCGUCGCGCCUGCCGCCGCUCCGCAGCCCUGGACCGACCUCUUCAAGGAUCCGAAGAACCGGACGGACCCCGAGAAAGUGGGGGGCUUCUUCGCGGACCUGAAGGUACACUCGAGGGCACGCAGGGACUCCCUGCAAGGGUACCCCUGGCCCAGCUCGCUGGACCUCAUCCACGACUCUCUGCGUGCUUGGCCUUUCGUGUGGCCUCCCGAGGCCCUCAGGAACCCGGCGCGGCCCCCGCCCUCGCCCGUGGCGCCCGCGCGUGCGAUGGGGGGCGGCGAUGGCGAGGUCGCGAGCGGGGAUACCUUCCCCGGGAGUGUUUCGGGCGGGGCCAGCACCGGGGUCUCGGAGGGGAGCGGCUGGACGCAGAUGAAGUUCAUGCUCUCUGCGCGCCGGAAGCUUGUAGACCCCACGUCCGUUCUCGUGCGGAAGUCGGUCGGCGUGAUGAUGGGUGCCACCCUGGCGACGAAGAUGAAAAAGAUCCCUGGGAUCGAGGGUUCGCUGUUGCUCCAGGUGUGUUUUGCUGUCGUCCUGUGCAUGGCGGCGCGGGUCAUGGUUCUCUCGGCUUUCGGUUCGAAAGUCAAGAAGGCGCCGCCUACGGUCGACGUAGUCGCAAGCAACCUGACGUUUGCCUGGUCCACUUAUCUUUACCUGAACCAGGUGAUCCAUCGUUUUCUUCUCGGCUGCGAUGAGAAAAGGGUCGCCAAUUGCGGGUACCAGAACAAUCUGGGGUGCGCGGUGGCGGCCUCUGCCGGUUUUUACGUCCUGGUCAACGCGUGUGAUGCAAUCCAGGACGACUACAAUGAGAGGCACAACAAGUUUGCAGCCAAAUUCGGCAAACUAUGUCUCGCGGCCGCUCCGCUGGUCCUGGGUUGGAAUUGGAAAGACUUCAUGGAAGCUUCGGAAAAAGGCAUCCAGAAAGAGACUGAGCAAACUGGGCAUGGUCUUCCCGAGUUCUUACGAAUGGCGACAAUCUUCGGGCUUCUCGCUUGGUUCUUUCACAUGUACUGUAUAUCGGCAAGAACGGCGAGGAGACGAAGCGCACCAGAAUCGAACUCCGAGUAUGAGCAACGAGUGCUCAUUGUUGAAGAUAAGCUCUUCUUCCCUCUCAGCGUUUUUGAUGUCAGCUUCUUCGGUGAUGUACUCGAAUUUGUUGACCAAACUGCGCUCCAGAUGAUGGCCUGGGAGCUGAAGGGGGUGGUCGACUACUAUAGCGCGAGUCAGCCGCCCGGCGUCGUGAUAUUGGUGGCCCUUGUCGGAGUUCUCUUGUUCGCUCUGCUGCAACAGGUGGACAAGAUGGCGACGACCCCUGAGAGAUGGGCAGUUGCAUCUGAGAGGUGGAAGCUGGGUGCCAAAAUCCACCGCCGCUUCACGGAAGCGUUUCCCCUGGGAGUCGGAAUCGGGGUCAGCAAUGUCUGCCUGCUCCGGCGGAUCCGGGGCUGGGCCAACGCUGCGAUCCACGGUCCCGGGGCAGAGCUCGGCGUGAUUCAGCAGACGUGCGAGCUGCAGGUCUACUUCCUCGUGAUCGCCCUGCUUGCCUCCACGGAUCUGGUCGUCUCCGAGAGCUGCGGCGGCAGCCACAGCCACGUGUCGCUGCAUGUCGCCAGCCUCGACAGCAACAAGCAAACGGUGGUGGGGGAAGUGUUCUCGGGCAGCUUCCGCGACGCUUACCGAGGCGCUUCCGAGGCAUUCAACGCGAAGCGGAAAGCAUGGCACGAGGGAGGCGAGGGGGCUCCGGUUAUAGGACGCCUCUACGGCUCCAGAGGCAGAGUGCUGGAGGAGUUCUCAAGUGCCGGCAACCAGUGGAAACUGCUCGACAAUUGGAGCGACGAGCAGUUCCACCUCGAGGAGGCGCACAGUAGCGGGCCGGUCGCUCGGGCAGGCGAGGAGAAGUACAUGCCCCUGGCCGAGGCCGGCGGCCAGGGCUGA
Prorocentrum cordatum is the source of this 2175-nucleotide messenger RNA. Lineage: Eukaryota; Dinophyceae; Prorocentrales; Prorocentraceae. The record is from the annotation of a GenBank genome assembly.